AUGUUAAAGAGUGUUAUCAUUAUUACAGGUAAUGGUACAUUACUAUUUGAAAAGAUAUGGGUAUCAUCAUCGGCUAUGGCAGGAAAGGGUAAUAUGUUUUCAUCAUUGUUGACAACGGUACAAGAAUUCUCAAAACAGAGUACAGGAAUGUUUGUUUCAUAUGUUGAAUUUGGUCAUACAUCUAUAACAAUUGUAUAUGAUGAAAAGAGUUUAGUUAGAUGUUGUCUAUUUCAUGACGAAGAAGAUGGUCCAGAGUUUGGUAAAUUGAUUGCAAAUUCAUUGUUGAGAGGGUUUUUAGAGUUGUACAGUGAUACCGAUUUUACACAUCCUCUUCAUAAUACUUCAAAGUUUAGUUCGUUUUCAAAUAAGAUCUAUGAUUCCAUUGCAAAUUCACCAAAAUCUGUAUUAUAUAAUUUGAGGACAAAUAGAGGAAUUCAAAAUGCAAUUGUAGUUUAUGCUGAUGGUACAUUUGUGACAACUGGAUCAGAAGAUCAACUUGGAAUGAUUGCAAAUUUACAGGCAAUGUUAUCUUUUUCAAAUGAUAUUUUAUUAUCAAAAGGUGAUAGAACAAAAGAAAUUAUAUUGGAUAUGAUAACACAAAGAGUAUUUAUUUCCAGAGUUGGUCCUGCCAACUUGGUUUGUAUUUGUAAAAAGAACAAGGAUCCAUCCAUUUAUCAAUCCACCAUUUAUGAUGCAGUAACAUUAUUAGAUAAAGGAUCAGGUUUUGUUGCAAAGCCUGCAGUAGACUAUUUAUUAAAAAGAGAUGAUGUACAUAUUACAGUAUUAAGUUUAUUCAAGAAUGAGUUGGAAAGAAUCUCAAAGCAAUACCCAGCAUCAAAGAUCACUACCGUCGAAUUAGAUAUUUUAAACAACAUUGAAGAGUUGAAUACCCAUAUUCCAAAAUCACAAGUUGUUAUCAGUUUGUUACCUGCAACAUUCCAUGUUCAAAUUGCAAAGAUGUGUAUUGAACACAAAGUACAUUAUGUAACUGCAAGUUAUAUCAGUCCAGAGAUGAGGGAAUUAGAUGGUACUGCCAAGGAAGCAGGUGUAUUGUUGUUGAAUGAGCUCGGAUUGGAUCCAGGAAUUGAUCACAUGUCGGCCAUGAAGAUUAUUGAUUCGGCCAAGGAACACAAGGGCAAGGUUACAUCGUUUGUAUCGUGGUGUGGAGCACUCCCCGAAAAGGAAUGCAGCAACAAUCCAUUUGGAUACAAGUUUAGUUGGUCACCACGUGGUGUCUUGUCGAGUGCUGCUUUGGAUGCCACUUUUCUCUGGGACAAGAUCACCAACAAUGUACCAUCACAAACAAAGUUCUCGGUUAUGCAACCGGUCGAUGUAACAUCACCAUCUGGUGAAAUACUCAAGUUUGAAGGUGUUGCUAAUCGUGACUCUUUCCCAUAUAUCAAAGAAUACCAUUUGGUCGAAAAGGAUAUCGAGACCAUGUUCCGUGGCACCCUUCGUUGGGAUGGUUUCAGUGUCAUGGUACGUGCUCUCCGUGCUAUCGGACUCUUCUCCACAGAAAAUGACGCACGUAUUGCUUCGUGUUCGUCGUGGCGUGCCUACUUGGUGCAAUUACUCGGAUGCAAUGACAAUGACUCUGACUUGCUCUAUUGUCUCGAACAAACCAUCCGUGAAUACUUUGUCAAGAACCAAGCAGACGUCGAAUCACACCCAGAGUACAAGUUCCCAGUGAUCAAGCGCGACAUUGACGCCGAUGUAAAGCAAGCCGUCGAAGGUAUUCGUUGGUUGGACAUGUUGGAAGCUUCACCAGCCGAUGAAACCAGCAAGCUCAUCAACAAGCUCACCCCAAUCGAUAGUGUAUGCGCUCUCCUCGAGAAAAAGUUGGCCUACAAGGACGGCGAACGUGAUCUCGUCGUUCUCCAACACGAAUUGGUUGUCGUCUAUCCAGAACAAGACAACCGUUCCGAAAAGGAAUACUCUCAACUCAUUUGUUACGGUCAAAAGAAUGGAAGCAGUGCCACCUCUUUGACUGUUGGUCUCCCAGUUGGUAUCGCCACAGAACUCAUCCUCGACAACGAAGUCAAGGCCCUCGGUUGUAUUGGUCCAGUCACUCCAGAAUUCUAUAAUCCAAUCCUUGAAAGACUUCAAAAAGAAGGUAUUCAAAUGACUGAAUACAAAAACAUCAAUGUUCAUCUGGGUGGUCAAUGUCUUUGUUCAUUGCAUUCCAACUCUCCAAUACACACUUUUAUGGCAGGUAUUAAGUAUUUCAAUUUAUAUCUUAAUUCAAGUGAAAUAACUAUUCCCAUCACCUUCGUAACCGGAUUAUAA
Molecule: messenger RNA, 2286 nt
Organism: Cavenderia fasciculata
Lineage: Eukaryota; Evosea; Eumycetozoa; Acytosteliales; Cavenderiaceae
Gene: sdh
Product: saccharopine dehydrogenase
Exons: 11
Coding region: 1-2286 (761 amino acids)
Cellular component (GO): cytoplasm
Molecular function (GO): saccharopine dehydrogenase activity
Source: RefSeq, a predicted model, not a curated record